ACCAUUGUGUCUGCGCUCGGGCUCUCCCUCUGUGCAAACAUGGCGGAUCAGGAGCAGAGCACUCAGGUGGUGAUCCUUCAAAACGGAGACGCACACGAGCCGAUUGACGAAAACGGUUACGGCGAGGACGCGUCCAAGAAGAAAAAGAAGAAGAAAAAGAAGAGCAAAGCGGCGGUCUUGGGUGUUGCAAAUGGUGAAGGAAAUGCUGAGAUCAAAGUGAUCAAGGAGUUGAAGCCGCAGCCAGGGGAUGACCAGGAAAAGGAAGAGGAUGCCAAUGAUGAUGGUGACGAAAGUGGAAAGAAGAAGAAGAAAAAGAAGAAGAAGGGUGGCAGGGUUCAAACCGACCCUCCAUCUAUUCCAAUCUGUGAACUUUACCCAAGUGGAGUUUUCCCUAAAGGCCAAGAAUGUGACUACCCGCUUGUACAAGAUGGGCGUGAAGCUGGAUGGAGGAUGAGCAGUGAAGAGAAGCGUGUGUUAAAUCAGGCCAGCGAGGAAAUCUGGAAUGAUUUCAGACAGGCCGCAGAGGCACAUCGACAGGUCAGGGGCUACGUCAUGAGUUGGAUUAAACCAGGCAUGACUAUGAUUGACAUCUGUCAGAAGCUGGAGGACUGCUCUAGGAAGCUAAUUAAAGAGAAUGGGCUGAAUGCUGGCCUUGCUUUCCCUACCGGAUGCUCUCUCAACAACUGUGCUGCUCACUACACUCCCAAUGCUGGUGAUACCACAGUGCUUCAAUACGACGAUGUCUGCAAGAUUGACUUUGGCACACACAUUAAUGGUAGAAUUAUUGACUGUGCCUUUACCGUCACUUUCAACCCAAAGUAUGAUAAACUGCUGGAAGCUGUUAAAGAUGCCACAAAUACAGGAAUUAAGUGUGCAGGGAUUGAUGUUCGUCUGUGUGACAUUGGAGAAGCCAUUCAGGAAGUCAUGGAGUCUUAUGAAGUGGAGUUAGAUGGAAAAACAUACCAAGUAAAGCCAAUCCGGAAUCUCAACGGUCAUUCAAUUGGACAGUACAGAAUACAUGCAGGAAAGACUGUGCCUAUCGUCAAGGGUGGAGAAGCGACCAAAAUGGAGGAGGGAGAGGUGUAUGCCAUUGAGACUUUUGGAAGCACUGGAAAAGGCUUGGUGCAUGACGACAUGGAGUGUUCACAUUACAUGAAGAACUUUGAAGUUGGACAUGUGCCAAUCAGGCUUCCAAGGGCAAAGCAUUUGCUAAAUGUUGUCAAUGAGAACUUUAGCACUUUGGCAUUCUGCCGUCGUUGGCUGGACCGUCUGGGCGAAACCAAAUACCUGAUGGCUCUGAAGAACCUGUGUGACCUGGGCAUCAUCGACCCAUACCCGCCUCUGUGUGACACUAAAGGGUGUUACACGGCUCAGUUUGAACACACCAUUCUAUUAAAGCCAACCUGCAAGGAGGUGGUCAGCAGAGGCAAUGAUUACUAAGCCCAGUGCACACCAAUUUCUCAAUUUCCGACACAUUUUCAUUGUCCUGUUCGACUUACUUAAGGGGGGCUAAAUGCACAGCAGGCCUUGCCAGUGCUUGAAUUUUUUUGGGAAAAUGUAUGGAAAUUGCUCAUUGGUGCUGGCAUUCUGAAAGCCAUUGUGUCAGAUUUAGAAAAAUUGGUGGACUUCUCCUAACCUAUAACACACGUAUGCUAACCCAGGGAAGACUACAGUUGACUGUAUUAUUAAACUAUAAUGCGCAAAAAAAAAAAAAGUAUUUAGAAAGGGUGUGGAGAGCAUCAUGUUCACUGAUAUGAUCUGUAUAACGUUUCUUCAACAGCUUUUAUUUGUAGCCAUAUUUGAUUGCAUCCUUCAUUAGAGCAGCGGACAGAAUAUCGGGCCAUGUAUAAAAAUGGAUUGUUGUUUAAAACAUAAACCAAUGCACAUAUAGCUUAUACAUGCACUCAUGCUCUUUGCCUUUAGGGGAAAGAUUAAUAAUCCUUGCUUUAUUCGGACUAGAACAAAAGAUUCUGGCUGUGUAUAAUUGCCUUGAAACUUUUUUUUUUUCUCUCCAGACUGAAAAGUCACAUUUCUCUGGGUAACGCACAAUGCUAUGUUUUAUUUUGAAUUACAAAUAAAAUUUGUAAGAAAUUACAA
Messenger RNA from Clarias gariepinus (North African catfish), 2097 nucleotides. RefSeq names its product methionyl aminopeptidase 2b (gene metap2b). The record is from RefSeq and is a predicted model, not a curated record. Lineage: Eukaryota; Metazoa; Chordata; Actinopteri; Siluriformes; Clariidae. Gene Ontology annotation, molecular function: metalloaminopeptidase activity. The transcript is spliced from 11 exons. Gene Ontology annotation, biological process: proteolysis. Bases 40 to 1440 code for a protein of 466 amino acids.